UUUGCCAUCCAGAUCUGCAAGGUUCCGGACGAUUCGGAAGGUUGGAUCCGAGACGGAAAAGAACUCUCCUCUGUUGAAAUCCAUAAUCUGAGUGCUGCUCCCUUGCGUGUGCGGGUGUGCAAGGAAAAGUUGUGUAGUUCCAAAAUCGGGUUCAAGGGAGCAGUGAUUUUUUUUUCACCAUCGGUACGAUUCCCGUGUAGAUUUUCCUGUUGGGAUUUGCUUGUAGUGCUCGGCUCUAGGAGGAAUGCUUCGAAUCUAGUUCGAUUUGACAUUGUUUAGCCUUAUGUGAGCAGUGAAAAGUGGAAAAUAAACCGAGAGGAUAUUUCGAACGGCAGCGGUGUAGAGAGCAGUGGCAGUUCCAACGGAAGCCAGGAACCACAACGUGCGUGUGUGGUGUGCGCGCUCGUGAGCGUGUGUGUGUGUAGAGUGGUUGAGUGUGUGUCAGUCAGGACUACACAGAGCAGAGCACACGUCUCACGCGCCCCAUUGUGGUGACCAUCCGGUACGCGUGACUGGCAGUGGGAAGUGUACUUGUGCACGUUUGUGUGUCCGUUGGUGGGUUAGUAUGCGGUUGAGUACAUACUAGUGUUUUUCUUAUCGUACCGGGACCGAUAAACCGAGUCAACAAUAAUAGUAAGAAUAAUAGACUGUGCAGUGAGAUUCGGAAACGUUUUGCACACGGGGAAGAAUAAGCAAACAAGAAACAUCCGAAAGCACGGAGCAACACGACGACGACGACGGGUGGUGGCAAUCAUUAAAUCAAGAAAGACGGAUUCUGUAAAACAAUCGCACCUCAGUUAGACUGGCUCGGAACGGUGAAGCACGGGGGGCAGAGUCUCCCGAUACGUCACCGGAAGGCGGAGCCACCUGCUGGUGGGCCCCCUGGUCAGCGAUGGGUUGCUUCGGAUCGGCCGGAUCGAAACAGUCGGACUCGAACAGUUCCGAGGACACAAAAAGCCAGAAACGACGGAGCGAUGCCAUCACGCGACAACUGCAGAAAGAUAAACAGGUUUACAGAGCCACCCAUAGACUGUUACUGUUGGGCGCCGGUGAAUCCGGCAAGUCAACAAUCGUAAAACAAAUGAGAAUAUUGCAUGUUAAUGGAUUUUCCGACACAGAAAGGAAACAGAAAAUAGAGGAUAUCAAAAAGAAUAUCAGAGAUGCCAUAUUGACAAUUACCGGUGCAAUGAGCACACUAACACCUCCUAUUCCAUUAGAAAAGCCAGAUAACCAGGCGAGAGUAGACUACAUUCAGGAUUACGCAUCAGGUCCCGACUUCAAUUAUCCACCGGAGUUCUACGAGAAUACAGAAGAAUUGUGGAAAGAUCGUGGUGUGCAGCAGACCUACGAGCGAUCGAAUGAAUACCAAUUAAUUGAUUGUGCUAAAUACUUUCUGGAUCGUGUUAGUGAAAUCAAGCAGCCUAAUUAUACUCCAACCGAGCAGGAUAUACUGAGAUGUCGUGUCUUAACGUCGGGUAUAUUCGAAACUAGGUUUCAAGUUGAUAAGGUUAAUUUUCACAUGUUCGACGUCGGUGGUCAGCGGGACGAACGGCGUAAGUGGAUCCAGUGUUUUAACGAUGUCACUGCAAUCAUUUUCGUGACAGCGUGCUCUAGUUAUAAUAUGGUCCUGCGGGAGGAUCCCACGCAAAAUCGGCUGAGAGAAUCGCUGGAACUGUUCAAAAGUAUUUGGAACAAUAGAUGGUUACGAACAAUAUCGGUCAUAUUGUUUCUGAACAAACAAGACUUGCUGGCGGAGAAAAUCAAAGCUGGCAAAAGUAAACUUUCCGACUACUUUAGUGAGUUCAAUCGUUACCAGACGCCGGCCGAUGCCGUUUGUGAGAUGGGUGAAGAACCAGAAGUGAUUAGGGCAAAAUAUUUCAUAAGAGAUGAAUUUUUGCGUAUAUCGACAGCCAGUGGCGAUGGUAAGCAUUAUUGCUAUCCACACUUUACCUGUGCGGUAGACACCGAAAACAUCAAGAGAGUUUUCAACGAUUGUCGAGACAUCAUUCAGCGGAUGCAUCUGCGGCAAUACGAGCUGUUAUAGAUAUACUUAACGAUUUCGAUGCAACCUGGUCGUCUCAUUUUAGUUGUGUCUACCCUAAAAAUAUCAAAUCUAGCCAAACUUUACUAAUUUUAUAAUAAAAACAAAUAUUGAUUAUUUAUUAAUCAAAACAAAAAAACGGAAACCUAUACAGACUAAACAAAUAAAACAAACAAAAAAAUAACAGCAAAGUAAACAAAAAAAAACAUAAGAAGAAUACGCGGUCAACCAACCAACCGUUAGUGAUUUGCAUUACAAAUCACGCAUACACACACACUCGUUCAAACAAUCGCAUCAAGGAUCGAUAUAAAAUCGCACCGAAACGUUGUCAUCGUACCCUCACGUCGCGUGUUUCAUUAACCAGUGGAAUAAAAAAUCGAUGUUGGUUGACUGAAAGCGACGGAGGAGCUGGCCGGGUACUCGGCUGCUGAUACUGAAUUAAUAAGCUGUAGUCAAAAGUCAAAUCACAACCUAUAUGCACACAAGAAGUAACGUUAAUAUAUCGUCAACCACAUAGAGUUGCGCAGAGAUACGAGGGGAUCUUUACCAAUCGAGGAAAAAAGAGAAGAAGAAAAAAAAAAUCGUUCGUGGAAGAAGCAUCACGAACAUAAGAGGGAGUGGAAAUUGAUGAUAACCGAAACAACAUAACACAGUAGUAGUCGUCGUCGUUACUAUUAAAGUACUAAAAGCAAAGCAAAUAUGCUAACAACCAACGUGGGAAAGGGAAGAAAGCUAAACUUUGAUAGAAAGGGGAAGAACAUGAUAGGUGUGUUUAUACAGAGAAGAGUGUAUGAAAGAGAUAGCAAUGAUUCACCGCCAUAAAAAACAAAAAAAACAAACAAACAAACAAACAAAAAACAAUUGAAGCAGAAAAUCACGCAAACAAAAACAAAACAAACAAAGCUUAUAACCCUUUCAAAGUAAUGAAGAUACAAGAAACAUGUGUGUCGUGUAAGCAUAACUAGUGAAACAAACAAAGAAAGGAAGUCAUGUCGCUGUCAUGCUAGUGGGAAAUCAAGAAACUAAGUCUUAGAAGUCUGUGAGCUGUUUUCUAUUUUUUGAUUAAUUUUAGUUUUUGAUGGAAGGGUAGUGAAUAUAAAAGUAAAACUUAACAACCGACACACAAACACGUGCAACCUGUACACGCAUACAUUACAUACAUACAUAUACAUAUAUACAUACACAUUGUACGUGAAUGCAGCUAGAUUAAAGUCACAUCGUAAAAUAGAGCAGAAAGAGAGAGGUAAGUCAACAAAAGAAAAAAAAAAUGGAUUUAAUGUUAUUAGAGCAGUGUUUUUUUGUUUAGGAGAAAGUUGCUUCUAAAUUCGUCCAAAAUCAUUAUGCGCUAUUGUUGUAGAACUAUUUUCCAGUAUUUUUAAUUAUCGUAAACUGUAUACACAUUUUAUUGAAUAACGAUAUAUUAUAUAUAUUUUUGUUUUAGAAAAUUUUAUCUUCCUUGUUGAAUCCGCUUUAAAGAGAAAGAAAGAGAAAAAAUAUGAGAGAAAUGUUUUAUUUUUUAUUUACGUAUUUAAUAAUUUAUGAUGUAGAUGUUUUAUGUUCAUUCUGUGACAUACGAUAGUGAAGGAAAUACAAAUUAAUGAAAAGGCAGAAAUAUAUGAAAAUCGUAGUUGAAAUAGUAGGGUAAAUUUUCAAAUUAGCAGCUUCUUAACGAAAGAGAGAAAAAAAUAUGCAAAAACAAUCAACAACACUUUGUUUGUCCACAGUCUGUGCUGUGGGCGGCAACAACAAGUAGAGAGCAUUGAAUAUAUAGGAUGUUUCUGGCAGAAUGUUUUGUAGCCUAGAGAACUUUUCAAAAGUACACGGAUCUGAAUCUCGGAACCGGCAGAUUAGACAAAUACACACGGCAAUGUAUGUGCGCAACCGAAUGAGGUUCAAAUACCUACUAGAGAAGAACAAAAAUCACAACAGUGUGUGCUGCAAUUUCGGCGCAAAUCGCAUUUCAUUUUCUAUUAAUACGUAGCAACAUACUUUAUAAAGCGAAAUCAUUUUACUGGUUUAAAUCUGCGAUAGUGACAAUAGGAAACACCUACUUGAUGCGUAGCCCUGGCGAUUCGAUUGUUAGCCGUGACUUAUAUGUCAUUGCGAUUCAUUGGAUUUUUCCUUCAUCAAAUUAAAACAUUUUAUCCUAAUGGCUACCGUUGUCCUAUUGCUUCGCUCGAAACGAGUAGUAAACAUGCAUCACAUGCGACAUGAAAUUUAGCGCUUAAUAUUUCCUAACGAAACCAGAUUAAACGCAAAUCGUAAAUCGCUGAAACUGUGUCAUAUAUAUCAUUGAUAAUUUAUGCUUAGAAGAAAACGUAAAAACCUUGUUGCAAUAUUUUAUUUUAACCUUUUGUGUUAUACUAGUUUUAGUUGGCAAAUUAUCACCAAUGAAAGUCUCGCAUCCCAAAAGAAAAUCUCUUCUUGCUUCGAGAGAGUGAGCCACACACCGCAAAUGUUACAACCAUUACACACCCACAAACGAAACGACGUAAAUCGUAAACACCCACACACGCAGCUACCACACAAUAGAUUAGAGCAAUAGAUUAGAGAGAAAAAUUUCCCGAUAUAAAAGAAUGACGAAGAAAACAUAAGACGUAUAAGAUGUUUUAGGCAAUCGAGAAUACUAAUUUGUUAUUUAUUUUAGUCCACCAUCGCCAAACGCUAUAGCAGAUAUCGAAAUGAACCACCACCCUUUUCUCCAUCUCUCUCUCUAGAAAACACCCCUCCCAAAAGUCCAGAUAGAUUUUAUUGUUAACUAUCGUGCGUCUAUUUUUUUUUUUGCCGGAGCCGGCAGUGAAUUGUGAGGAAGGUGUCUAAAGAGAAAGAAGCAAGUCAACACACACACACACAUACACAUACACAUACAAUACACAAUAGAUGGAAAACAACAAACACAAGUGGUUACAAGAGAAAAAGAGAGGUAGAGGUAAACGUGUAUAACUCUUUUAUAUAGUUGUAUAGAUUAUAUAUGAGGGAAAAAAUUGAAAAAGGAUACAAAAAAUAAGAGGACAAAAUAGUCAUACCUGUAGAGAAUGAGAGAUACAAAGUCGCACAAACAGAAAAGAAAAUUCUAUCCAAUGAUGUGGAAAUAAAGCAAGCAGAAAUGUGAAAAACUUU
Molecule: messenger RNA, 5161 nt
Organism: Ochlerotatus camptorhynchus
Lineage: Eukaryota; Metazoa; Arthropoda; Insecta; Diptera; Culicidae
Gene: Galphas
Product: G protein alpha s subunit
Exons: 11
Coding region: 893-2044 (383 amino acids)
Biological process (GO): adenylate cyclase-activating dopamine receptor signaling pathway; sensory perception of chemical stimulus
Cellular component (GO): heterotrimeric G-protein complex
Molecular function (GO): GTPase activity; GTP binding; G protein-coupled receptor binding
Source: RefSeq, a predicted model, not a curated record